This is a messenger RNA of Ramularia collo-cygni, 930 nucleotides long. RefSeq lists its product as uncharacterized. Bases 1 to 930 code for a protein of 309 amino acids. NCBI's taxonomy places the organism in Eukaryota, Fungi, Ascomycota, Dothideomycetes, Mycosphaerellales, Mycosphaerellaceae. The record is from RefSeq and is a predicted model, not a curated record. The transcript is spliced from 4 exons.
AUGUCACAAAACUCGGGGAUUCGCGAUUCAAUGGCUGCGGCACAUCCUCAGCUAGUCAAUGGAACCGUCAAAAUGUCCGCUGAUGAGCUCUCACGCUACACAAAGGAUAAUCUUCAUUCUUGGGACGCCAUGGCCGAACACUGGGAGAUAUUUCAAUCACCAGCCGAUGCGAAUGGCAAAACCGAAGAUGGGAAUGACAUGUUCACGCAGUGCUUACUCCCUGUUGUUGACGAGCUAGUCGAAUGGGAAGCUGGGCAGACAGUGCUAGAUCUCGGUGCCGGCAGCGGCAUCAUUGCUCGCAGAUUCGCCAGUCAAGGCGCACAUGUCAUCGGACUGGACUACUCAGAACCCAUGCUCCAGAAAGGUCGUGAGCGAAGUAAAGUGGAGAAGUUGAAGGGCAGUGUGACGUACGAUUUCAUUGACUUGAUGGAUUACGACCUCAUGGCACAGUACAUGAAAGACCGCAACAACGAGAAGUUCGACAUAAUAACAAUCAGCACAACGUUGAAGUCCUUGCCAGAUCUAGAACCGAUCGCAAGAGCACUUCCUUUGAUGCUUGCACCAGGCGGACGGGUCGUUAUAGUCGAUCUGCAUCCUGUCUUCUCAAAGCCAGCAGGCCAUCGUGGUAUGGAGAUAUACGAAAACCCGGCCACCGGUAAGCAGCAGCUGGAUACGUACAUCAAAGUGCCAAAGUAUCUCAACAUACCUCCUACCCUCAGCGAGGCUGUCCGUGGACAGCCCGAACCUCUGUGGGUAUUUCACCGUCCAUUCCACUCAUUGUUAGCCCCAUUCUUCAACAACAAGCUUGUGCUGGAUGCCAUGCGAGAGCCAGCUUUCAAAGGAGAUCCAGUCCCAUCCCAGGCACAAUCCUAUCACAACUUCCAGCAAACACCGAUGUUGUUAGCCUUUCGACUACGGCACAUGGCAUGA